Messenger RNA from Anisakis simplex (herring worm), 357 nucleotides. The record is from the annotation of a GenBank genome assembly. NCBI's taxonomy places the organism in Eukaryota, Metazoa, Nematoda, Chromadorea, Rhabditida, Anisakidae.
AUAGAAACCAUUUGUGAGUUGAAUUAUCAAAGUGAUCUGUUCUCGGUUCAGAUAUUACCGCUACUGAAUGAUGCUGCUCUCACAAACUUACCGGAUAAAACGAUGGAUCUUUCAAUGCUUGGCUAUAAUUGCGCACAUUUAUCGGAGCGUGGUCUUUCACUUCUUCAUAUCAAUGUAUGGAACUCACUUUUAACUAAACAAUCCGAGCGUACGCAUCAUUUUCGUCCCAGAUUUGUCUUACCUCAUUGCGUUGAUCCUCAAUGUCCUUUUAUUCGAACGCACAACAAUAGUGCCUUAUGCUUGUGGAAUAAACAACAGUCUAAGGUGAGUGAGCCAGCAGCCAUUAUCGUUUUGUGA